AUGAUGCGCCUGUUUGCAUCGUCUCUCAUCUUCGUUCUAGCCCUCGCGGACGACAUAUGCCAGCCGGUGAAAUGGAACGCCAAACGCUCGGAGGGGCCGUAUAACACCAAGGCUCUGAGGGCCGCCAACGGCACCAUGAGCACUCGCAAGACGCUGGUGACCACUACAGAGAUCCAGCCCGGCGACAUCAACUGCCGCUACUCGGCCACCACGAGCGCCACCGUCAACUACUACACGUGUACGCAGAUGGCGACCAAGUAUGGCAUCACUAUAGACGUCUUCUUCACGCUGAACCCCACCCUUGAGCUGGACUGCAGCAACAUCCAGCCCAAGACCGAGUACUGUGUUGCUGGCUUCAUCGAGCCUGUGAGAGCCACGGACCGGCUCUGCGGCCCCCGGAACGGCAACGCUACGUGUCUCGGCACGGCCUACCAGUGCUGUAACUCGGAGACGUGGAAGUGCGGAAACUCGACUGAUGACUGCGCCGCCGGCACCUGCUACGAGGGCGCCUGCGCCGGCGACAAGGUUUACAGCACAGACGGCACCUGCGGCCUGAACCACGGCUUGCGGCUGUGCGCCGGCAAGUGGGGUGACUGCUGCAACCUGGACGGCGCCUGCGGCACGGGUGACGCCUUCUGCGGCACCUCUGUGUGCUUCUCCGGCAACUGCACCGUUCCCGACAUCAAACCGACACUGCCUGACUGGAUGAAGGGGAACACGCCUGACGGCACCUGCGGCGGCGAGAAAGGCUACACCUGCAACGUCGUGUACGGCAAUUGUUGUAACAAGAAUGGCAUGUGCGGUGUCCUGGCGUCGGAUUGUGGUGCUGGAUGCCAGCCUGAGUUCGGCGAUUGCAGCUCCAUCAGCACGACGUCUGCCUCCAGGACCACGUCCAAGUCGUCCUCCUCCACCUCUUCUGCGGGCAUAACGACCACAACACAUGUUACGUCUACCUCUGCGUCCAAGACAACCACUACAUCCACCACCUCAACUACCGCACUCAGCUCCCUGCCCUCAUGCGGCCAGACGUGCUUCAACAACAUGGUGGGCCAGUGGUCCAAGCUGGGAUGCUCCAGCGAAGACCCAGCCUGUCUUUGCAGGAACGUCAACUUUGGCUACGGCCUGCGCGACUGCUCUAAUGGCGCAUGCGGGACGGACGUCGCCAGCACGGUAAUCGCAUAUGGCAGUGCGUACUGCAGCUCGGCUCUGGCGACGACGACCCCGACCGCCACGCCGACCCCGACCGCCACGGGCGUGGCCGGCCUGCCGACGUGCGGCCAGACGUGCUUCAACAAUAUGGUGGGUCAGUGGUCCCAGCUGGGAUGCUCCAGCGAAGACCCAGCCUGUCUUUGCAGGAACGUCAACUUUGGCUACGGCCUGCGCGACUGCUCUAAUGGCGCAUGCGGGACGGACGUCGCCAGCACGGUGAUCGCAUAUGGUAGUGCGUACUGCAGCUCGGCGCUGGCGACGGCAACCCCUACCGGCACGGGCGUGGCCAGCCUGCCGACGUGCGGCCAGACGUGCUUCAAUAACAUGGUCGCCAUGUACUCGUCUCUCGGGUGCGCGAGCCCGGAUCCCUACUGUCUGUGCAAGAACGUCAACUUCGGUUACGGGCUCAGGGACUGCUCCAACGGCGCGUGCGGGACAGACAUCGCCAGCAAGGUCAUCGCGUAUGGGAACGCAUACUGCGCUUCGGCGAGUGCGACGGCCACCGCGAAGACGUAG
Messenger RNA from Thyridium curvatum, 1725 nucleotides. RefSeq lists its product as uncharacterized. The record is from RefSeq and is a predicted model, not a curated record. The transcript is spliced from 4 exons. Gene Ontology annotation, molecular function: chitin binding. Lineage: Eukaryota; Fungi; Ascomycota; Sordariomycetes; Thyridiales; Thyridiaceae. The coding region runs from base 1 to 1725 and encodes 574 amino acids.